This is a messenger RNA of Brachypodium distachyon (stiff brome), 2176 nucleotides long. Its product is annotated as probable serine/threonine-protein kinase PIX13. The record is from RefSeq and is a predicted model, not a curated record. Gene Ontology annotation, biological process: protein phosphorylation. The transcript is spliced from 6 exons. The coding region runs from base 71 to 1777 and encodes 568 amino acids. Gene Ontology annotation, molecular function: ATP binding; protein kinase activity. NCBI's taxonomy places the organism in Eukaryota, Viridiplantae, Streptophyta, Magnoliopsida, Poales, Poaceae.
UCAAAUCCUGCACUUUAUUCGCCCCGCAGACGCAGAGACAUUUGGGAGUAGUAGUUAAAUCGAAACUCACAUGGCUGACACGCGGCGCACCAUUAACAGCCAUGUCAUCGUAAGCACACAGACAAAAUCCCCGAGACGACAAAGCCACCAAUCCCAUCGGCCCGGGCAGGUCUUCCAUAACGCGUACGCCUCGGCCUCGGCAGUCGCACGUACGUACGUCUGCACGAGGGGGAGCAGAGGCGGGCCUUUUUAUAUCAGAAGCUCGGCAGCAAAGAAAUGGGCAGUACCACCAGUAGUCGAGCUAAAAACAGAGGCUCUGGCUAGAGAAGAAGAUUUCGAUCGAGCUUUCUGCGCAGUUGCUUCCAUGGGGAACUGCUUCGGCUAUGAAGAAGCCGAGGCGGAGGCCGUCAAGACACCACCACGCCAUCAUGGACAGCCCCAAGCAGCAGCAACAGCAAGCCGCAGUCCCCCUCCCACGGCAGCGCCCACCGCCCAUGUCGGCAUGGGCGGCGCAGGGCACGGCAGGAGGUCCCCUGGCUCGUCCAGGAGCACUUUGAGCAGCAGCACCACGACCGGGGGGAGCAGCAGCGGCAGCACCUCGGCAGCCGGCAGCGUCACCGGGGCCUUUCCGGAGCCAGAUCAGGGCACGAUCCUGGAAACCCCCAACCUGCGCAUCUUCACGUACGCGGAGCUCAAGGCCGCGACGAGGAACUUCAAGCCGGACAGCAUGCUGGGCGAGGGCGGGUUCGGGCGCGUGUACAAGGGCUGGGUGGACGAGAAGACCAUGAACCCCGUGCGCAGCGGCACCGGCAUGGUCAUCGCCGUCAAGAAGCUCAGCCAGGAGAGCGUCCAGGGCCUGCAAGAAUGGCAGUCCGAGGUGAAUUUUCUCGGGAGGAUAUCGCAUCCAAACCUGGUGAGGCUGCUGGGGUACUGCUUGGAGGACAAGGAGCUCUUGCUCGUCUACGAGUUCAUGGCCAAGGGGAGCUUGGAGAAUCACCUCUUCAGAAGUGACAUAACAUGCAUUUGUUUGCAAGCAGAAGGAGGAUCCGUCCAACCCAUCUCCUGGAGCCUUCGGCUACGAAUCGCCAUCGGCGCUGCGCGCGGCCUCGCCUUCCUGCACUCGUCGGAGAAGCACGUCAUCUACCGAGACUUCAAGGCUUCCAACAUCCUCCUCGACACGCACUACAACGCCAAGCUCUCCGACUUCGGUCUCGCCAAGGACGGCCCCACCGGCGGCGACAGCCACAUCACCACCCGCGUCAUGGGCACCUACGGCUACGCGGCGCCGGAGUACGUCGCCACAGGGCACCUGUACGUGAAGAGCGACGUGUACGGGUUCGGGGUGGUGCUGCUGGAAAUGCUGACGGGGCUGCGGGCGCUGGACACGGCCCGGCCGGCCCCGCAGCUGAACCUGGUGGACUGGGCCAAGCCGUACCUGGCGGACCGGCGGAAGCUGGCCCGGCUGGUGGACCCGCGCCUGGAGGGCCAGUACCCGUCCAAGGCCGCGCUGCGGGCCGCGCAGCUCACGCUGAGCUGCCUCGCGGGCGAGCCCAGGAACCGGCCCUCCAUGGCCGAGGUCGUCGCCGUCCUCGAGGAGAUCGAGGGGAUGAGGCCGCGCCACCACCGCCGCCGCGCCUCGCCGGAGGAGGAGUCGCCUCGGGCCGCCUCCGCCGCCCCGCGGGGUGGGCACGGGCACGCGCACCAUCACCAGUCUCCGCGGCCGAGGUCGGACGGCGGGCGGAGCAGCAGCAGCCACCCGUCUCCUCGGGUGAGAUAGCAGGCGGAAAGGCCUGAUGUUGGUCGAGCUCAGCCCAGCACCGGGUUUUUGGCCCAGUUUUCCCUGUCUUGGGCUUUUGUGAUCUUGGCUCGUUUUCGGUCGCUGUGGACGCAAAUGGCCACCCGGUUCUGUAAUGUGUAAAGUGAGAUUAGGUUUUUGUACACUUUCAGCCUUUCAGGCCCAAAUGUUGGAGGGUGCUCCUUCCUAAUCUCCCCCGUUUCAGCGCUACUAGGAACGCCGUGUCCAUGCUCUGCAAAAAUCUUUGCUACAUCCUCCUCCUCGUAGCAAAUACGGAGAACUUUUUCCGUUCAGUUCGUGUCCUCUUAUUUAGUAUUUUUAUGGUGUAAAUAUGUAGUUUCUGAACUGUCUCUUUUUAUGGUGUAAAUAUGUAGUUUCUGU